Stegostoma tigrinum is the source of this 2774-nucleotide messenger RNA. It is a transcript of the gene lrrc58b, whose product is annotated as leucine rich repeat containing 58b. The coding region runs from base 175 to 1251 and encodes 358 amino acids. The transcript is spliced from 4 exons. Lineage: Eukaryota; Metazoa; Chordata; Chondrichthyes; Orectolobiformes; Stegostomatidae. The record is from RefSeq and is a predicted model, not a curated record. Gene Ontology annotation, molecular function: protein binding.
CGCCCCGGACGCUGCGUGCCCGCGCUCUUAGCUUUCCUCCUCCGCGGGCCGUUAUGGGCAAUUCGGAUUCCGGGGCGCGGACUUGAAAUCGGGCGAGCUAUUUGAGCAGUGUCACCACCAGCGAACUUCAUUUGGAUGGUUCCUCUCGCUUCAGCAUUCUGAUCAAGUUUUAAAAUGUUCGCUUUGCCGGGGUCAGCUAUGGAUGUUUUGGAGAAUAUGGAAGGAGACAACGUGUUGAACCUGUCCAGAAUGAAUCUGGAUACGGUGUCUUUGGAAGACGUCAGCGAAGAAAAGAAAAUCGAGACUCAACAGUUACUGUUGACACACAACAGAUUGACUGUUUUCCCUCGAAGUAUCGCCUGUUUUAGGAACUUACUGUUCCUGGACAUCAGCUCCAAUGGACUGUCCUUCAUCUGCGACGAUAUCCUCGAGCUGACUAAACUUAGGACUUUAAUAGCCAAAAAUAACAGAAUGGACGAAUUCUCCCUGCCCAAGGACUUGGGAAAGAUGGGUUUGGAAGUUGUCAAUUUCAGUGGCAAUCGUUUUGAAGAGGUUCCCUCUCAGCUUCUAGAAUUGCAAAGACUCAAAUCACUUUCACUUGGGGGAAACAGACUUAAAACUAUACCACCAAACAUAGAAAAUUUAACCAGCUUAGAGCUCUUGUAUCUAGGUGGGAAUGGAAUCAUAAUGAUCCCUCCGGAGCUAGCUAACCUGCCAUACCUUAGCUAUCUGGGUUUGUGUGACAACCGAAUCCAGGGCCUUCCACCACAGCUUGCACAGCUGAACUCGCUACGGUCACUUAGUCUUCACAAUAACUUGCUCACAUAUCUUCCUCGAGAGAUCCUCAACCUGGUGCAUCUACAGGAACUUAGCCUACGUGGCAACCCACUUGUUGUGCGAUUUGUAAAAGACCUCCUCUAUAACCCGCCAUCUUUACUUGAGCUGGCUGGCCGGAUUGUGAAAUCCCGUAAUUUAUGCUAUUCGCUGAAAGACAUGCCUGCAAACUUGGUCACCUACUUAGAUUCAGCCAGCAAAUGCCCAAAUCCCAAGUGUGCAGGCGUUUACUUUGACUCUUGUGUUCGUCAUAUCAAGUUUGUCGACUUCUGUGGGAAGUACCGCCUCCCGCUAAUGCACUACCUGUGCUCUCCUCAAUGCUUCUCGCCCUGUAGCUCAAAUUCACAGAGUGACUGCGACUCAGAAGAUGAAUUCAACAUUCCACAGCACCGGAUGCAGAAAGUGCUCCUUGGUUAAAUGUUUAUGGAAAUAAACAAAUCCACUGUAAAGACUGGAUCACUGUAGUCCUGGAACACUUGAAUUUAUCUAAAGCAACUUACCAGGGUUUUGUUGACCACAAUCAUUAUUGCUAUUAUGAUAAUGUUCAGACCUUCACAUCAGCUUUGUGGUAUAAUAGAUUGUACAGUGUUCAUAAUCUUUAGUAUUAUCAUGAACUCUAAAAUAUUUGUACUAAAGCACUAUAUUUUUAUGCCAGUAACUGUGAAAUGUUCUGGUAUUCAUUGAUAUUGGUUGUGGAAAGAGCUAUUUUGAAUAACCAUACUUCUUAAAUGUGUAAAUGCUUUAAUGUGUAAUAAUUACCAAACUUGUAAUCUUCAGUCUGAAAGGCUAUUGUUUGUAUUUGGUGAGAGAAGUUUUUUUACAUAGAGGAUCCUGCCUUUGAGGUUAACAUAUGCUCAGCAGGAGGUAAUUUUUCAUUUUUGACAGACUGGAUCAAAUAGUGGGAGUCAAGUUUUCUGCUUUAAUUGUUGCAGCAUGCUGACUCUGAGAAUUCCAAUUGAGAAACCACCUGCCAAGGAGUUCAAUUAUAAUUGCAGAAAGGGACUUGACUAGUUGGAGUGAUGAAUCCCCAUUUCAAUCCCACUUUGCCAGUUAGCUCCCUGUUCAGAGCUGCGAAACUGAACAUAACACAUUAAAUAAAAGGGCAGAAACCAAGUUUGAAAUGGAAAAACGGGGUAUCUGAUUUAAUCACCUGUAACAAAGACAUGAAAGCAUAUUGUUACACAACUAAUAAACUGCUUAGAAGGUAUUGGACUGUGGUCAUUGUUCAGAUUUAAACUUCUGUUCCUAAGAUUUGUUAUGCAUUCAUAUUUGGUGUUUGAAAAUGUUUGGGUUUUUUUGUAGUUUAGGUAAGGUAUGGAUAGCAAGAGAGUUUUACAACUUUGUUGAUUUACACUGAUGUUUUUAACAAGUCUGCCAGCCUCAUAGCUUUAAUGAGAUGAGAGGCAAUGUCCUUUGCUGUGACUUAUGUAACUAUUUUGUUUAACUUCUGGUAAAUUACAGAAGUUUGUUUGAAGUGUUCUGAGCUUUUUUAAAAAUUUUGCCUUCAUUUUAUCCUGUGCAGUUGAAAUGAAAUGGGCAGGGGGUGUGUGUGGAGAUGGGCUGUUGGGGUUGGGUUUGAGGUUGAUGUUGAUGUCGAGAAUGAAUAAGGGCUUGCUACCCCUGCCUCAAGCUACACUAAUGUUAUUCUACCAGUUAACUGUUUUAAAAAUGUGAUAAAGUGAUGGAAUUCCUCUGAGCUACAGGAUAUAAAUGGGAUAAGAGCCAAGUUCAUUCCAAUGGAAGUGAAUUUAUUGAACACAAUGGAUAUCUAUGUUAACCUGGAUAGUAUGAUGGAAAUUUUGGAAUGAUGAUACCUUCAGGAAAAUGCUGAAGGUAGAAGGCGCAGAGAAUUUUGUUAGGAAUGCAAAACUUUGUUUUGUAGGAAACAUUUAUUCUGUUUGGUUGAAAAUACAGACCAAUAAACAAAAUAAUUAACUAGA